This is a messenger RNA of Balaenoptera acutorostrata (minke whale), 1894 nucleotides long. RefSeq names its product ER degradation enhancing alpha-mannosidase like protein 2 (gene EDEM2). The transcript has 11 exons. Gene Ontology annotation, biological process: mannose trimming involved in glycoprotein ERAD pathway; carbohydrate metabolic process; endoplasmic reticulum mannose trimming. The coding region runs from base 100 to 1836 and encodes 578 amino acids. Gene Ontology annotation, cellular component: membrane; endoplasmic reticulum. NCBI's taxonomy places the organism in Eukaryota, Metazoa, Chordata, Mammalia, Artiodactyla, Balaenopteridae. Gene Ontology annotation, molecular function: mannosyl-oligosaccharide 1,2-alpha-mannosidase activity; calcium ion binding. The record is from RefSeq and is a predicted model, not a curated record.
CAGUGCUCCGAAUUCCCGGAAGAACCAGCAGAGAAUCGCAGGAUGUGCGGGUGGCUGCGGCUGCUGCUGCAGCGGUGGCGCUGACAAGGCACGCGCUCUAUGCCUUUCCGGCUGCUCGUCCCGUUUGGCCUCCUGUGUGCGCUGCUGCCCCUGCACCAUGGUGCGCCCGGCCCGGAUGGCACCGCGCCCGACCCCGCCCACUACAGGGAGCGAGUCAAGGCCAUGUUCUACCACGCCUACGACAGCUACCUGGAGAAUGCCUUUCCCUACGACGAGCUGCGACCUCUCACCUGUGACGGGCACGACACCUGGGGCAGUUUUUCUCUGACUCUUAUUGAUGCUCUGGACACCUUGUUGAUUUUAGGGAAUGUCUCAGAAUUCCAAAGAGUGGUUGAAGUGCUCCAGGACAACGUGGACUUUGAUAUUGAUGUGAACGCCUCUGUGUUUGAAACCAACAUCCGAGUGGUAGGAGGACUUCUGUCUGCUCACCUGCUGUCAAAGAGGGCUGGGGUAGAAGUGGAGGCUGGAUGGCCCUGCUCGGGACCUCUCCUGAGGAUGGCUGAGGAGGCAGCCCGGAAACUCCUCCCAGCCUUUCAGACCCCCACUGGCAUGCCGUACGGAACGGUGAACCUGCUUCACGGCGUGAACCCGGGAGAGACUCCUGUCACCUGCACAGCAGGGAUCGGGACCUUCAUCGUGGAAUUUGCCACCCUGAGCAGCCUCACCGGUGACCCUGUGUUCGAAGACGUGGCCAGAGUGGCCCUGAUGCGCCUCUGGGAGAGCCGGUCAGAUAUUGGGCUGGUCGGCAACCACAUCGACGUGCUCACUGGCAAGUGGGUGGCCCAGGACGCGGGCAUCGGUGCUGGCGUGGACUCCUACUUUGAGUACCUGGUAAAAGGAGCCAUCCUGCUUCAGGAUAAGAAGCUCAUGGCCAUGUUCCUAGAAUAUAACAAAGCCAUUCGGAAUUACACCCGCUUUGAUGACUGGUACCUGUGGGUGCAGAUGUACAAGGGGACUGUGUCCAUGCCAGUCUUCCAGUCUCUGGAGGCCUACUGGCCUGGUCUUCAGACCCUCAUUGGGGACAUUGACAAUGCCAUGAGGACCUUCCUCAACUACUACACCGUCUGGAAGCAGUUUGGGGGGCUCCCGGAAUUCUACAACAUUCCUCAGGGAUAUACAGUGGAGAAGCGAGAGGGUUACCCGCUUCGACCAGAACUCAUUGAGAGCGCCAUGUACCUCUACCGUGCCACGGGGGACCCCACCGUCUUAGAACUCGGAAGAGAUGCCGUGGAAUCCAUCGAAAAAAUCAGCAAGGUGGAAUGUGGAUUUGCCACGAUCAAAGAUCUGCGAGACCACAAGCUUGACAACCGCAUGGAGUCUUUCUUCCUGGCCGAGACCGUGAAAUACCUCUACCUGCUGUUUGACCCGACCAACUUCAUCCACAACAAUGGCUCCACCUUCGAUGCGGUGAUAACCCCCUACGGGGAGUGCAUCCUGGGGGCCGGGGGUUACAUCUUCAACACAGAAGCGCACCCCAUCGACCCCGCUGCCCUGCACUGUUGCCGGAGGCUGAAGGAAGAGCAGUGGGAAGUGGAAGAUCUGAUGAGGGAAUUCUGCUCUCUCAAACGGAAUAGGUCGAGAUUUCAGAAAAAAACUAUGAGCUCAGGGCCAUGGGAACCCCCAGCAGGGCCAGGAACAUUGUCCUCCCCUGAAAACUAUGACCGGGCAAGGGAGAAGAAGCCCGCCAAGCAGAAAAUCCCACUUCUCAGCUGCCCUAGUCAGCCCUUUACCUCAAAGUUGGCAUUACUGGGACAGGUUUUCCUAGAUUCCUCAUAACCACUGGAUGAUACUUUGUUUGUUUUUGAAACUAUAACAAUAAAUCUGCUUUUGAUGA